Messenger RNA from Blastomyces dermatitidis ER-3, 564 nucleotides. RefSeq lists its product as uncharacterized. The record is from RefSeq and is a predicted model, not a curated record. NCBI's taxonomy places the organism in Eukaryota, Fungi, Ascomycota, Eurotiomycetes, Onygenales, Ajellomycetaceae. The annotation marks the transcript as partial. The transcript has 2 exons.
GAUCUAUUCAGCAUAGGCCUCUUACAUGAGAGAAUUUCAGCUCAGAAUAUAAAAACUUCUUACAAAUUACAAUAUUUUUAACAUUUUAAUAACUUGAAUCAUUUUUUCCAGAUAUAAUAAAUAAAAGAAAACAGUUUUAAAAAUCUACAGAACAAGAUCUGUUUCAGAGAUUAUGAUUCUCUCAGAGAGCUGCUGCUCAGCUAGCUUUCAUAACUAGUUUAUUUAUUAUUUUACCCCUCGCUCGAUAAAAUGGUCGAGAAACCCGUCCGUCCCAAACGCCGGAGAUCUGAGUUUCCGGCAAAUGCCAUAAGGGCCACCGACAGAGAAUAUUGGAAAAGGCGGCUAGCAGAGCAUAAUGCAGAGCAAGAGCGGCGUUCUCUCAUGACCCCGGAAGAAAUCGCCACAGAGAAUGGAUUGCAAUUACAACGCGAGCUCGCGGCUCACCUGGAGCUCAUAUUAUUCGGGAGUUUUUGUAUAUUUAAUACACUAAUGUACACGCUAAAAAAUACGCUAAUUGUGUCCUCGCGGUUGCGGCCAGAGGUUAAUAAAAGGUGCAUAGUUACG